AUGAAUUUCCGAAGCUUCUUAUUUUCAGGAGGUCUAGCACUUUCACUGUGUGGAGGUCGUGGAUGCCCUCUCGGAACCGAGUGCAUAGGUGGAGGAUGCUGUCAACUACCUCGAUGUCCAUCUGGUCUUCAAGCAACGCAGCGUUGCCAAAUGGGUAUCGGAUGCGCUCGCGGACAUCAAUGUGAGAAUGGAGUCUGCUGUGCGAUGCCAAUGUGCUCCACGGGUUUGAUAGCCGCGUCUGUAUGCGGUAUGGGUAAUAGCUGUCCCAUGGGAUUCGUAUGUGAAGGGCGAGGUUGUUGUCAGGAGCCACCGCCGUUGUGUCCAAAUGGUGGUCGUGCUGCUCAACGCUGCAGUCGUGGAGCUGAAUGUCCGCCGGGAUUCGGAUGUACACCACUCGGAGGAUGCUGCUUGCUGUCAAUGGAGCCAGUCUGUCCGAGACAAUCUAACCCUAUCUGUCAGUGUUCACCAAAUAGUGCCUGUCCCGCAGGUGCACAGUGUACAAUGGGUACAUGUUGCUCCAAGUCAGUGGCACUCUUCAACCAAAUACCAGGUUCACAAUGUCAAGCAUCAUCGCAGUGCAACGGUUAUUCUUCUAAUUGCGCUCAAUGUAUGCAAGGAGUCUGUUCAUGUGUCAAUGGCGCGGCGUCAAAUGGCGCCAACUGCCUUCAGAUGCCGACAGCGGUGCUCACGAUAGCUAGAAAUGGUUGCGAUCAGUAUGGUUCGCCUUGUACUGUGCUACUGUCUACGGCUCGUCGACGACCGAUUAUCGCUCCUGUGGGAAAUAUCACAGAAACGCCACUAUUCUUCAAUGUGGCUAGCGAACGUAGAUGUGUGGCGAAUGCUACCGAACUGGAUUUCGAUCCUGACAGCACAUGUCUUCCCAAUGAGAAAUGCAUUAAUGGAGAAUGUAGAAUGAUAUUGAUUCCAGUAUUCUUCAAUGUGGCUAGCGAACGUAGAUGUGUGGCGAAUGCUACCGAACUGGAUUUCGAUCCUGACAGCACAUGUCUUCCCAAUGAGAAAUGCAUUAAUGGAGAAUGUAGAAUGUGA
Cooperia oncophora is the source of this 1047-nucleotide messenger RNA. Lineage: Eukaryota; Metazoa; Nematoda; Chromadorea; Rhabditida; Trichostrongylidae. The record is from the annotation of a GenBank genome assembly.